Molecule: messenger RNA, 1429 nt
Organism: Momordica charantia (bitter melon)
Lineage: Eukaryota; Viridiplantae; Streptophyta; Magnoliopsida; Cucurbitales; Cucurbitaceae
Product: gibberellin 20 oxidase 2-like
Source: RefSeq, a predicted model, not a curated record
CCAUAUUAUUCUUUCCCAUCAAAGCUUCUGCAAUUCUGUGCAUGCAAAAUGGCGAUCGAGUGCAUGACAUCAUCAUCACCGGUGGAAUCGAAAGCCGAUAAUGCGGCGUUUGGAGGGUCGGUCGAGUUCAAGGCGGAGACGGUGGUGCCGGAGAAGUUCAUAUGGCCGGACGAGAUGAAGCCGGAGGACUCAGUCCCGGAGCUCCACGUCCCACAUAUUGACAUGAAGAAGUUUUUAUCUGGAGAGGAAGGUGCUGUUGAGGAGGCCAUGCGGCUGGUGGACGAGGCUUGUAGAAAACAUGGCUUCUUCGUGGUGGUGAACCAUGGCGUGGACAUGGGAAUCAUGAGAGAUCUCCAUAAGUGCAUGGAUGAGUUCUUUGAAUUGCCUCUCGACCACAAGCAGAAGGCUCAGAGGAAGUUCGGAGAUUCCUAUGGUUAUGCUAGCAGCUUCCUUGGCAGAUUCUCCACCAAACUUCCAUGGAAGGAGACCUUCUCCCUUCGCUAUCUUUCUAAUGAAGAUCACUCCUCUGCUGUGCAUGACUAUGUUUGCGACACUCUUGGCCAAGAAUUCUCCCACCACGGGAAAGUGUAUCAAGAGUGCAGCAAAGCAAUGGCGGAGCUGAGUUUGGAGAUAGUGGAGCUUUUGGGGAUGAGCCUUGGCCUGGGAAGGGAAGAGUUCAAGAAAGUGUAUGAGGAUAAUGAUUCAAUACUGAGGCUUAACUUCUAUCCACGAUGCGAGAAUCCAGAGCUGACGUUGGGGACAGGGCCUCACUGCGAUCCCACCUCUAUAACCAUCCUUCACCAAGACCAUGUGAGCGGCCUUCAAGUCCACGUCGAUGAUCAGUGGUACUCAAUCCCUCCCACCCCCGACUCCUUUGUCGUCAACAUCGGUGACACGUUCAUGGCUCUAACGAACGGGUUGUACAAGAGCUGCUUCCACCGGGCGGUGGUGAACUGCAAAGAAGCAAGAAAAUCAGUGGCCUUCUUUCUGUGUCCGGCUGCGGAGAAAUUGGUGAGGGCGCCGGAGGAGCUGGUGGUGAAGAAUCCUCCGAGGAAGUUUCCAGAUUUCACGUGGCCAAUGCUGCUGGAGCUGACCCAGAAGUUCUACAGGGCCGAUUCCAACACUUUGGAAGCCUUCACUGCUUGGCUUCAACAGCAGAAAUUAGGCACUGCUGCGUCCAAUGAUAAUAAUAAUUAAUAACAAUUAUUAUUGUUCCCGGCCAUCUCUCUGAAACAACGUUAAACACAGCCUCUACUCCGAUCCUCUAUGUGGCAGCUCUCCUUAGUUUAGUUAGUUUAUAUUUGUUAAUAAGUUUCAGAGUUUAAAUUUGUAGGGAAAAGAAGAAGAAGAUCUUGUAGUGUUUCUCUUUUGUGUUGUUUUGGACACUGCCAGAAAAGUUUAAUACACACAUAUACAUAUCUUCUCUCUU